AUGCCUCCCAGAAGAAAGCUUAACUCUUCUUCCUCCUCCAAGAAACCCAACGUUUCAAUUCAACAAUCUCAACCGUCCAAGUUUGGCAUCCAACAUUUCUUCGAACGUCAUACUCAAAACGCCCUUGUAGCUACCCACAACCACCCAUCUUCUCCUCCCAACGCCCUCCUUUCAGCGACCCCUAAGUCUCCUAUCCCUGACCAUAACCCUUUAUCCUCUCCCAACUCCAAUGCAGCUGCUUUGCCUUUACCACUUGACGCCGCUAGCAACGCUGUCGUUUCUCAUUCUGCAUCGCAAAACCCUAAAAUCGAUUCUGAUUCCUCUGCCGAUAAGCCACCUGCCAUCGAUGUUAAUGUUGAGGUGUCGCCUUCAGCCUCCAAGUCUACGUCUCUGAAGCGCUUCAAUUUUUCCCCUGGAAUGUUGAUAAAGCAGAGCCAAGAUGAUGGAGGGGAUGUGGUGACAUGGAAGAUAUCUCCGGUCAACGAACGGCUUCAAGCACUCUCAAAGCACAUGCCUGUAUUGGCUGAUUCCUCGAAGCACGACUCUUUCAGCAUAAACCAACGCUCCCAAAACAAGGGUCUAAAUAUGUCUGCUAAGGUUGACAAGUGGCUUUCUUCGCCUUCGCCCAAAGCUGAUAAAAAAUCUUUGGUUUCAGACAACAGGGUUGGGUUAAAAAGAGCGAACCCAUUUCAGGAUACAGAGGUCAGUGAGAGAAUUGCUGAUGAGAAAACUUCUUUAGCAAGUAGACAGAGUCCAUUCCGCACUCCACCAUCCCUACCAUAUUGUCCUGAUAAGCUUACUAAUGGUAUUACAUCUGACCAGUUGGGUUUGAGGCAGCACAAAAAGGCAUUGCUUGAACUUCUAGAUCAAGUAGAAGAUGUCAUUUCUGUUGAGGAUUUUGUUUCCAGUGAAUCAGAGCCAUAUUCAUCUGACGCCCAAGAUGGACAGCCCAACGAAAUGCCUGUAAUAGCUGAUUCAAUAGUAAAAAGAGCUGGAAUGGGCCCACCACACAAAGUCAGUGAAACAUAUUCUAAAUGUUUUUUCCUAGUGUUGGAGGUAUCUGAAAAGCGAACUUUUUCUGAGUCUGUUGGUUUACAAUGCCCAUAUAAGGUUCUUCGCUUGGUAAAUGAGAAAUGUGGGGAAGAGCGUGCCGUUUAUUUGUGGGAAGAGUGGUCUUAUACUGUUGUUGCCCCAGGAGACACUGUGACUGUCAUUGGUGAAUUUGAUGAUGAGGGAAAGUGUAAUGUUGAUCAUGAAAAUAAUUUUCUUAUUCUUCAUCCAGAUAUUCUGGUCUCUGGAACUCGCGUUGCAGCUAGUUUCAGUUGCCCAAGGCGAACUGUCCUAGAUGAGAGAUUACGAUGCAAUGAGCAUUCAUCUGCAGCUCUUAUUGGCACCUUGCUCCACCAAAUUUUUCAGGCAGGACUUGUGAAGGAGGCCCCUACAAUACACUUUUUGGAAGAAUAUGCAAGAAUAGUGUUACAGAAGAACAUGGAGAGCUUGUAUGCAUGUGGAGUAAAUGAAAAUGAAAUAUAUAAAACCUUGACCGAAGCUAUUCCAAAACUAGUAAAUUGGAUUGUCCUCUUCAAGGAUUCAGAGGACCCAAAAGUCCCCACUGUAGAUUUUGGAUCUGAUAAUGGGCCAAAAAAGGUUAAUAUUUUAGAGGUGAUUGAUAUUGAGGAAAUGGCAUGGGCCCCAAAGUAUGGUUUGAAAGGAAUGAUCGAUGUUUCAGUUAGAGUGAAGGUUGAGUCAGGUGGAAAAGAAGACAACGAGAAGAUUAUGCCUCUAGAGUUUAAAACUGGAAAAAUGCCUAAUGGCCAGUCAUCUAUGGAACACUGUGCCCAAGUGAUCUUGUACACUCUCCUUAUGUCUGAGAGGUACCUAAAAUGUAUUGAUUCUGGCCUUCUAUACUAUCUCCAGUCAGAUCAGACACAAGUAAGUAAGCUACCUUCUGUCCUGUGGAUCUCUAUUUUCAAGGCCACUAAGCAUCUGUUGAUGGUUUGUGUAGGAAUCGUAGUUCGAAGAUCUGACUUGGUUGGGUUAAUCAUGCGUCGCAAUGAGCUUGCAAAUGAUAUUCUUAAGGCGUUAACAACACAACAAUUGCCCCCAAUGUUACAGAUUCCAAGCAUGUGCAAAGGCUGUCGCCAUCUUGAUGUUUGUACCAUCUAUCAUAAGGCACUUGGUGGUGACACAGAGAGUAGUGGAUUAGGUGAUGUAUUUGAUGCGCAUGUACAUCAUUUUUCAAAUGCUCAUGGUGUUUUCCUCAGACAUUGGGAUCGGUUGAUUGACCUAGAAGCUAAAGAGAUGCAGCUUGUAAAGAAAGAUCUCUGGCAUUCUUGUAAUCUGAAGAGUGAGGACUCUACUGGUUGCCUUUCUUCUCUUGUUCUUGAUGAACUUCCACAUCAGAAAUCUCACAAAGAAAAUAGAUUCAUCUAUCAUUUUGUGUGUCGACAUUCACCUGCUUCCGAUCUAAAUGGAUCUGAUAGAAAUCCUAUUAGUGCUGCCUCUUCUCUGACCAAAGAUUUGGAUUGCACACUUAAAAGUGGAGAUUAUGUGAUACUUAGCAUGGAAUCUGGCCAUCAAAUUGUUGCAAGUGGGGUCAUUGUGGAAGUCAGUCCUGUCCGUGUUUCUGUUUCUUUUUCUAAGUGUUUAAGGCUACCUGGUGGUAAUUCGUCGUCAAUGACGGAGAAACUAUUUCAGGAGGUCUGGCGGAUUGACAAGGAUGAAGUCAUGACCUCAUUUUCCAUUAUGCGGUUCAACCUUAUUCAAAUUUUUCUACAAAAUGAGCAAAGUUCUCAUCUCAGGAAGAUGAUUGUUGACCUUGCGGCUCCUAGAUUUGACAGCGGAUGCAUAUUCAGCCAAGAUCCAGCAAUAUCUUAUGUGUGGUCAGAGAAGAGCUUAAAUGAUGAUCAGCGUAGAGCUAUUCUCAAGAUACUUACAGCAAAGGAUUAUGCUCUAAUUCUAGGAAUGCCUGGAACGGGCAAGACAUCUACAAUGGUCCAUGCUGUAAAAGCCUUGUUGAUGAGAGGUGCAUCCAUUUUGCUUACAUCCUACACAAACUCCGCAGUUGAUAAUUUACUCAUCAAAUUAAAAUCUCAGAGCAUUGAUUUUGUACGCAUUGGAAGACAUGAAUCUGUGCAUAAGGAAAUUAAGGGGCAUUGUUUUUCAGGAAUGAACCUAAGUAGCGUUGAAGAAAUUAACGUGAAAUUUGACAAAGUCAAAGUUGUUGCUGUCACUUGCUUGGGCAUCACUAGUCCCUUCCUCUCUGGAAAGAAAUUUGAUGUAUGCAUUAUAGAUGAAGCUGGACAGACAACUCUCCCGGUAUCACUGGGACCGUUGAUGUUUGCUUCUACAUUUGUGCUAGUUGGCGAUCACUACCAAUUGCCUCCCCUGGUUCAGAGUGCAGAGGCUCGAGAGAAUGGAAUGGGAAUAAGUUUGUUUUGCAUACUAUCAGAAGCACAUCCACAAGCAAUUUCACCACUACAAAGCCAGUAUCGUAUGUGUGAAUGCAUUAUGGAGCUUUCAAAUGCAUUGAUAUAUGGAGAUCGAUUGCGUUGUGGGUCCCCUGAAGUAGCUAAUGCCAAACUCAAAUUUUCAAGACCAAACGCUUCUUGUUCAUCUUGGCUAAAAGCUGUUCUAAAUCCAGGCAGCCCAGUCAUUUUUGUUAACACAGAUCUGUUGCCUGCUUUUGAGGCUAGAGACCAUAAAACUGUGAAUAAUCCAAUGGAAGCUUAUAUAAUUGCAGAGAUAACGGAUGGAUUAGUUAACAAUGGAAUUGAAGCACAAGAUAUUGGCAUCAUUACCCCUUAUAACUCUCAGGCGAAUCUCAUCAGACAUGCUUGCAUAGCAUCUGUGGAGACGCAUACUAUUGACAAAUACCAGGGAAGAGACAAGGACUGCAUACUGGUGUCCUUUGCUAGGUCUAAUGAGAAUCCUAGAAAAUGCUCUUCUUCACUGCUGGCAGACUGGCAUAGGAUUAAUGUUGCUCUAACACGAGCCAAGAAAAAGUUGAUCAUGGUGGGGUCGUGCAGAACCCUAUCGAAGGUUCCAAUGCUUAAGCUUCUUAUUGACAAAGUUGAUGAGCAAUCAGGUGUUAUGAAAAUGUCGAAGAAGGAUAUCAACCACAAAGCGGUACUUAAGAGAUGCUCUCAGAUAAGAUAAUUGUAAAAUUGGCCCCUUCCGAUGGGAAUUUUGUUCAUAUGUAUAUUUGAAAGGUGUAUUUCAAAUUAUAUUUUGAUCGUAUCAUGCUACAGAUAUUGACAUUUUAUACAUGAUAAUGAUGAUGAUGAUAUGUAAAACAGUACCAGAAGUGAGCAUCUCAUUUGAUUAGUUUUUGUGCUUA
Molecule: messenger RNA, 4339 nt
Organism: Theobroma umbraticum
Lineage: Eukaryota; Viridiplantae; Streptophyta; Magnoliopsida; Malvales; Malvaceae
Source: RefSeq, a predicted model, not a curated record